AUGGCAACGACUGACGAAUGCUGUACAUUGCAGAUGGAAUCUCGGCUAAAUAGCAAAUCGCGCAUACCGCAAGCUGGGUUGACUGAGAUGAAUUCAGCGAAGACCAACUCGCGAUCAGGGCUGAAACCACCAGGAUUUGCAACAGCUGGACUCAAGCCAUCAGCUACGUCGAAAACAUCUACGACAACGAACCGCCACCAUCAACCAUCCGCUUCCACCUCCAAGAUACCCAAUGGUGCACCAAGGGCUCAUUCCAGGACAAACUCAUUUUCCUCGUCGGUCUCUACCCGGACGACCCAGUCUCGAGCAACAUCGGCCUCUUCCUCUCAGACUGUGGGAACGGGCUCUCGAGCAGCGAGACCUCAGACAUCUAUGACCCAACGGAAACCUGGCGCAACUUCCAUUGCACGACCGCAUACUUCACUAGAUACCCAUGAGGAGGAAUCCCCGAACAGUGUGUUAGGCAAAAGAAAGGGUAUGCAAAAUUCCUUAAAGCCUUAUCAAGUUACCCCUGGAUCGUACGAUAAGCACCUCAAUUGCACAAUACAAUGGACCCCCCCUUUCAUCCCAUCUUCCACUCCCGAUGGCCUGCCUCCCCAACGCAGAGAUGCCUCAAUAAGUACCCUUAUGAGCAAGUUAUCUUUAUCAGACCCCGUGACUGCCCCAGAAGAUCAAGUUAAACCGGCAAAGAAAACCUGCAAGAUCCCCUCCCGCCCUAAGUCCACAAGGUUACCUCUACGUCAAACAAAGUCUACACAAUUGGCACAUUCCCCAUCCCGUCGCAAGCUUGGCUCUCCUCAAAAGAAAGAAUCUGUCACACCGUUUCUAACCAAGUAUUCUCAAAUAAAAGCCUGGGAUGAGACUAGGUUCCAGGAUUUCGAAUCUUUUACAAGCAAUUUUUUCGAAAAAUUUACACAAGUUAGUCAAAACAGCGAUGUCAUGAAGGAUGCCGUCAACAUAUACAAAUCACGAGUUGACGAGCUCGAGAGAAAUCGAGAUGAGCUCUUGACCACCAAUUGUUCGCUUCGUAUCGAGGUGGAGUCGAUGAAAAAUAAAGUCUCGACCGCUGAGGAGGCGGUAAAGAUUGCAGAAACAGAACAUGAGAUUGCCAUGGAUGAGUACGAGCAGCGUUUGCGCAUCGAGACCGAUACGGUUCGUGAGGAGAGUCAGAAGCAACUACAGCUUUUGAUUUCACAGCAUCAAAACGAAAUUGAGGAUCUGCGUCUGCGCCAUCAGAGAGAGCUUGACGAUGAACGCACUACCUAUCAACGUGAACUCGGCCAGGUAAACUCACAGAAUGCCCUCGAAACACAGAAGGUCCAUUUGGAGGUAGCGAAUAAAGACAGGCAGAUUGAAUCCCUCCAGCGCGAUUUGCGUGCUGCCCUUGACGAUAUAGAAGCUGAGAAAUCAAAGAAUCGGGAACUCCGUGGUCAUUUGGGUACUGCAAGUAACAAUACUUUGACUCUGGAAUCAUCAAUUCGCGCUUUGAAAGCAAGAAUCGAAUUCCUGGAAUCCGGCAGCCAAGAGCAGUCUCAAGCGUUUGAACGCCUUCAGAAACAAUUAGAAGAUGCCCUCGCAGAGACAAACGAAGCGAAGGAGAAGCUACGUAAAGAGGAGACACUUCGACGCAAGCUACACAACCAGGUGCAAGAAUUGAAGGGAAAUAUUCGCGUUUUCUGUCGUGUUCGACCACCUCUCGCUUCAGAGCCGGAAUCCGAUAUUGCGCAAAUCGCUUUUCCCGACGAUGCAGAAGAUUGCAAAGAAAUUGCAAUAAUGGGUCCUGAAGAGAGAAGCAGCCUUGGAACUGUAUCCCGCAAGAAUAACGCAUUUUCCUUCGAUCGUGUUUUUGGACCUAGUAACCAGAAUGCUGAUGUUUUUGAAGAAAUCAGUCAGUUGGUCCAGAGUGCUCUUGACGGCUACAACGUGUGUAUUUUCUGCUAUGGACAGACCGGAAGCGGUAAGACACACACCAUGUCGUCCGCAGAUGGCAUGAUUCCACGUGCUGUUCACCAGAUUUAUGAUACUGCAAAAAGCUUGGAAGAAAAGGGGUGGACUUACACCAUGGAGGGCAACUUUGUUGAAGUCUACAACGAGAACUUGAAUGAUCUUCUUGGAAAAGCCGAUGAUCUGGAUAAGAAGAGGCAUGAAAUUCGGCAUGACAUGCAGAGGUGCAAAACCACGAUUACGGAUGUCACCACUGUUACACUCGAUUCUCCUGAGAUGGUUGAGUCGAUCCUUAAGCGCGCAGCCGCCAAUCGAUCUGUCGCAGCAACAAAAGCAAAUGAGAGAUCAUCCAGGUCACAUUCCGUAUUUAUUCUGCGACUACUCGGCCAUAACACCAUAACAGGAGAGCGGUGCGAAGGAACACUCAAUCUGGUUGACCUCGCUGGUAGUGAGCGACUCAGUCACAGUGGUGCAACAGGGGAACGUCUGAAGGAAACACAGAAUAUCAACCGAAGUUUGAGCUGCUUGGGAGAUGUUAUCGGCGCAUUGGGCUCAGGCAAAGAGGGUGGACACAUUCCGUACAGAAACAGCAAGCUUACAUAUCUGUUGCAAUUUUCGCUGGGUGGCAACUCUAAGACGCUGAUGUUCGUCAUGGUCAGUCCUCUGCAGGCACAUCUUGGGGAGACCCUGACGAGUCUGAAGUUCGCCACAAAAGUACAUAAUACACACAUUGGAACUGCGAAACGUGUCUCAAAGAUACAGAAUUAAGCAGCUACUGAUAACCUUUCUUUACGAUAUGAUACCACGAGUGACUGUUGGCCUUUUCUCGAAUUGCAUUGGUGUUUGGAGUUCAUGUUCUUUUGUUGAUUCCCUUUUGGCUUUUGCUAUAUGACUGUCUUUCACUUCCACACUACAUCUUAUGUAGGAUGUCACGUCGUCUUCGUUUCGGUUUGGUCUUUCUGCUCCUGACUGCAGUAUUGAACAUAUUUGUGUAGCUGUGCAGCUGAAGAUUUCGUUCGAGUAUUUAUUUUUUUUUUUUUUAAAGUGUCGAUAGAGAUGAGUAUAUUGACGUUAUUGAUCGCC
Talaromyces stipitatus ATCC 10500 is the source of this 3027-nucleotide messenger RNA. Its product is annotated as kinesin family protein (KlpA), putative. Gene Ontology annotation, molecular function: microtubule motor activity; ATP binding; microtubule binding. The coding region runs from base 1 to 2712 and encodes 903 amino acids. The transcript is spliced from 4 exons. NCBI's taxonomy places the organism in Eukaryota, Fungi, Ascomycota, Eurotiomycetes, Eurotiales, Trichocomaceae. The record is from RefSeq and is a predicted model, not a curated record. Gene Ontology annotation, biological process: microtubule-based movement.